Molecule: messenger RNA, 1281 nt
Organism: Synchytrium microbalum
Lineage: Eukaryota; Fungi; Chytridiomycota; Chytridiomycetes; Synchytriales; Synchytriaceae
Exons: 12
Coding region: 1-1281 (426 amino acids)
Biological process (GO): substituted mannan metabolic process
Molecular function (GO): mannan endo-1,4-beta-mannosidase activity
Source: RefSeq, a predicted model, not a curated record
AUGCACCUCUUGAAGUUCCCACCGUUUGCUGCGACAUGUCUGGUUCUGGUAUGGACAGCGACCACCCUGGCUGCUGUCAAUUUCGUACCUCCAGGCAACAAAAUCAUGAUUUCAGUCUGGAGUGAUAAUUAUCCUUACAAGGGGCCUUACAAUGAUGAUUCACCGCUUAAAAUUGAUACCCGUACAGGAAAACACUGGCCUGUCUAUCAUAUGGCCCAGAAUAUCCCAGUUAUUGGUGCUGACAUGAGCCCCGCUAAUAUUGAUACCACGAUCGAUUACUCGCUGAUCGAAGCACUAGGAACUGAUGCUAUAUUAAUUCUGGAUCUGUACCCUUACGCACUUACUGCGGGACACGCAUACUCAAAUAUACAAGAUUCUGAUAUUCAAGCUCUGGCCUCGCAAUGUGCUGGUUACAAUGCUAAAGGUCGACGAGUGAUUUUGAGGAUAUUUGCUGAAAUGAAUGGAAAUUGGUAUCCAUGGGCCCAGCAGCCAAUCGAAUUCGUUGCCAUGUAUCGAAAGAUUGCUUUAGCUGUGAGAGCUGUUGCUCCGUUAGUUAGCUUUCCCUUGUCUCCUGGAACAACGGGAGCAACUUCCGCUGCAAAUUUCGCUGCAAUGGACACUAACGGGGAUGGACAGAUCUCUUUCGCAGACAACCCUUAUACUCCAUAUUUUCCAGGAACUGACGUUGUAGACUGGGUUGGAACGAGCAUGUAUUAUUGGGGCCCAUACGACUCCACUGGCAACUAUGGAGUCAAUGCAGCUGUCGAUCCCAACUACUUUGUUGGCUGGAUGACUGGAGCUGGGGGAGCAUUCAACUUUUACAGUUAUGUAGUGUCACUAGGUAAACCCAUUACUCUUGCUGAGUGGGGUAUCCCUUACUAUGUGACGGUGGACCCAGGCGUUGGAGAGUUGGCCAUGAAGAGAGCAUGGUGGUCUCAAUCACUUACGAAUGCUGCAACAAUGGCCAUGUUUCCAAAUGUUAAAAUGUUUGGCCUGUUCGAAUGGCGAAAGUACGAGCCAGGCCUGCGUGACUUUCAGUUCCUCAACACGAGCACGAACGGUGGUAUCGUGACAAGCACGUUCUUGUCAGAUCUUGCAACUACAACCGUUGAAUACGUCUGGGCAAAUUCAACUAUUGUAGCGAGUGCUACUGCCGCUGCUGCUGCCAGCCCAACUGCUGCCACAUCUGUAACUCCAAAAGCUAGCACUGGAAUCAAGAUUGAAUUAUGUUCAUUCUUAGCUGUGGCUGCUGUAGCCAUGACGUUGAUCACAGCUACUUAA